CCUGCUGACGCGUUCAUUAUUUCUUUUGCAGGUUAUGUCAGCCCAUGAGAAAAGUAUUUAAAAAAGCUCAUUAUUGGAGUAUUUGGAGUUGGAGAUGAAAAAAAAGAAAUAAUUUGUAAAACGGAGACGAAUACAAUUUUUCUCUGAUAUUGCGGAAAGUUGACGAGGAAUUUUUGUCCUUUGUACAAACAUAAAAAUUAUUUCUCUUUAUAGAAAAAGAUAUGCCUGCCCUGUUGACAGAAAAUAAUUUCGAGUGUCGGGUGAGUUCUGUGCUUAAUAAGAACGUUCAAUCUUAUGGGAAGACGUAUAUGUUUGAUAAUUGCAGUGAAACAUGUUGGAAUUCCGAUGCAGGAAGUCCACAAUGGGUUCUCAUUAGCUUCGAAAACGAAUGUGGUCUCUCCAGCUUUGAGGUGGAAUUCCAAGGUGGAUUUGCUGGGAAGAAUUGUCACAUAGAGGCCGUCUUACUUGCGCAGGCUAGAGGUUGAAACUUUAUGUCGUCGACGGCAAAACCUCCAUUACUGGCGCUUCCCUCAAGAAUAAGUCGAUACGGGGUUCGCGCUUCAAUUGUCACUUGUGCCGCCAUCCAUACUGGUCGUGGAUUAUUCAAUCCUUUAGCUGUUAAUGACCACAACUGCAAUACAACAUUCAUUAUUGAAAUAAAAAGUUUAGAACAAAAGUGAAACAUAUAUACUCCACCUCCAAAAGUUGCUAGCUCCAUGCAUCUGAUAUUAAAAUGGAAGUAAAGCAGAAGAUAAAAAUUUUGUUUUUUAUCAGAGAGAGAGAGAGAGAGAGAUAGAUUUUCAAUAUGAAGAGCAUA
This is a messenger RNA of Temnothorax curvispinosus, 817 nucleotides long. RefSeq names its product nuclear receptor 2C2-associated protein. Bases 222 to 485 code for a protein of 87 amino acids. The record is from RefSeq and is a predicted model, not a curated record. The transcript has 4 exons. NCBI's taxonomy places the organism in Eukaryota, Metazoa, Arthropoda, Insecta, Hymenoptera, Formicidae.